AGGUGUUGUGUUUGUCCCUUGCAAUUACAUAAACACAGCAGAACUCAUUAAAAAGGGGAGCCGGGAGCCGAGCCGGGCGUCGGGGAACAUCUAGCCGGUGGAGCACAUUUUCCCUACGUUAGACCUCAGCCGGAGUGGCGUGCAGCCCUCUCGCGACACACUCGGAGCCCAGAGGAAAAAGUUUGAGGUUUUACAUUUCUGUUUGUGGUACAGAAAGAGGCGUGUGAUCCGAGGGCUCGAUUCGGUGAAAUCACGUUGCCUUUAUACACAGUUGCUUCCCCAGGAGGGCAGGAGUUGGAAGCGACCGUGCGGAGACGUUGAAGAUUUGCUGGCAGAGGGAAACGGAUUUUUUUUUCCCUCCCUCCCUCCCUGCCGAGGAAAAACAGUCCUAACGGGGAGUUACUCUGUGCUUUUAACUCGUAUUCAAAUCCUCCCGGCCCCAGAAGCUGCUGUUGAUCGCCGGUGACUUCUCCAUCAGGCUCAGAGGGAACUUUCAGGGCUGCCCCUUGUCCCCAGAGAGUGGCCAUGAGUUUGCAGAAGAGGAUCUUCCCUCGAAGAGAGAAUGGGACCCGUGAAGUGGUGGCUAAGCCCUGUCCAGUCGCCACUCGUCCACCGAGGUCCAGAGAGCCAGACAGGAGGAAAGGCAGCUGCACCUCGUCUCUGAGGAUGGAGCCGCACAGCCGUGCCGGAAAGAGCAGAAAAUCCACCAAAUUCCGGUCCCUCUCCCGGUCCCUGAUCCUCUGUCAUGCUAAGACCAGCGACGAGGGCUCCAGCCCUGACGAGAAAUAUCCUGAUCCCUUUGGACUUUCUCUGGGCCGGGGCGAGGAGGGGAUUUUCCACUCAUCUGUGCAGCUGGCAGACACGUCGGAGGCCGGGCCCAGCAGCAUUCCUGAUCUCGCACUGGCCUCUGAGGCCGCUCAGCUCCAGACGGCUGGGAGCGACCGAGGCAAGACCUGUAGGAGGAUGUUCUUCACGAAGGAAGCUUCUACAACUUCCUCUCGAGAACAGUCCGGAAAACUAGAAGCACAAAGCAGUAACUUCCUGCUUCCCAAAGCCUGUCACCAGAGGACACGCAGCAACUCAACCAGUGUCAGUCCCUACUGCCCAGGAGACAUUGAUUUUCCGCUGACCGAGAAAUCCGCAGCGUGCGCUGACCGGCAGCCGUACUCCCUCUGCAGUAACAGGAAGUCGCUCUCACAACAGCUGGACUGUCCUGCAGGAAAGGCCGUGGGCGUCUCCAGACCAACGCGGUCGCUGAGCACCGCUCAGCUCCUGCAGCCCUCAGGGGGCCUCCAGGCUUCCGUCAUCUCCAACAUCGUGCUGAUGAAGGGCCAGGCCAAGGGCCUGGGCUUCAGCAUCGUUGGGGGAAAGGACAGCAUCUACGGCCCCAUCGGAAUCUACGUUAGAACCAUCUUUGCGGGUGGAGCCGCGGCAGCCGACGGACGCCUACAGGAAGGCGAUGAAAUCCUGGAACUCAACGGUGAAUCGAUGGCCGGACUGACGCACCAGGAUGCCCUGCAGAAGUUCAAGCAAGCCAAGAAGGGGCUCCUGACGCUCACGGUGAGAACCCGCCUGACGGCCCCCCACGCCCUGGGCGGCCCCCUGUCUCCCCCGCUGAGCCGUUCCCUGAGCUCCAGCACCUGCGUCGCCAAGGACGGCAGCGCCUUCCUCCUGGAAAGCCCCGCGGCUCCUGCCAGCACCGCCAACUAUAGAAUCAUGCUGGAGGUGUCUCUGGAGAAAGAGGCCGGCGUGGGGCUGGGCAUCGGCCUGUGCAGCGUGCCCUACUUCCAGUGCAUCUCCGGCAUUUUCGUGCACACCCUCUCUCCGGGAUCUGUGGCGCAUCUGGACGGACGACUCCGGUGUGGCGAUGAGAUUGUGGAGAUCAACGAUGCCCCUGUGCACUGCAUGACGCUCAAUGAAGUCUAUGCCAUCCUGAGCCACUGUGACCCCGGUCCCGUCCCCAUCAUUGUCAGCCGACAUCCAGACCCACAGGUCUCUGAGCAGCAGCUGAAAGCAGCAGUGGCCCAGGCCGUGGAGAAUAUCACGUUUGGGAAGGAGAGGCAUCAGUGGAGUCUGGAAGGUGUCAAAAGGCUGGAGAGCAGCUGGCACGGGCGGCCGACCUCGGAGAAGGAGCGCGAGAAAAACUCUGCGCCCCCACACCGCAGGGCCCAGAAGGUCAUGAUCCGCUCCAGCAGUGACAGCAGCUACGUGUCCGGGUCCCCAGGGGGCAGCCCCGGCGUUGGCGGUGGCGAGCAGCAGCCCUCCGACCUGGAAGUCGGCCCGCACGGCCCCAGCCUGCCCCUGGGGCGGGGGCCAGGGGUGCCUCCCGUGGCAUCACCUGGGCCCCCCCAGGAGAGUCCACCGCCCCCAGAGAGCCGGGACAGCCACCCGCCCCUGCGGCUGAAGAAGUCCUUCGAGAUUCUGGUGAGGAAGCCCACAUCAUCCAAACCCAAGCCUCCGCCCAGAAAAUACUUUAAAAGUGAUGGUGAACCCCAGAAGAGUCUGCAGGAGAGAGAGGACGCCUUCUGCCCUCAGGGGCACAGCUCGCCCCCCUGUGCCCAGGAAGCCAGAGAGCGGCUGCCAGCGCAGGAAGACACAGCAGGGAGAGCCCCCUGUGCUGCCGUCUGCUGCCCAGGACCUGCAGCCGGCCCACGGACAAGGUCAUCCCCAGAGGGCGAGCCGGGGAGGAGAGAAGCCGGCCCAGUGACUCAGACAUCCCCAGCAAAGCACCCCCUGCUUAAGAGGCAGGCUCGGAUGGACUGUAGCCUCGACUCCACCGCCGAAGACCCCUGGGUUAGAAUCUCUGACUGCAUCAAAAACCUCUUCAGCCCCAUCAUGAGUGAGAAUCACGGCCACCUGCCGCUCCAGCCCAACGUCAACCUGGGUGAGGAAGAAGGGCCGCGGGGCCACCCCGAUGGGACCCCGCUGAAGCUGGACGCCCCCAACGGAGCUCCCAAGCUUUACAAGCCGGCAGAUGGCAGCACGGUGAAGAAGGGGCCUCCUGUGGCCCCCAAGCCAGCCUGGUUUCGCCAAAGCUUGAAAGGUCUGAGGGGUCGUGCUCCAGACCCCAGGCGGCUGCCGGACGCGGCCUCCGGAGCCCAGGCAGCACCCGCCCCCAGGGAGCGCCCAGGGGUCCCUGCACGGGCCGCCUCCUCCAUCAGACAGAGGAUCAGCUCCUUUGAAACCUUCGGCUCCCCUCAACCGCCCGACAGAGGCCUUCAGAGACUGAGCCUCCACUCCUCCUCAGGCGAGGCGGCCAAACCCCCUGAGAGGCAAGAGGCGGGAUGGGUCUCCAGCCCCGGGAGGCGAGGGGCUCCCCCCACCGCUGAGCAGACGCAGCCAGAGCAGGAGCGGCUUCCGCCCACUUCCCCCGCAGCCUCGGAGGCUGGUGACCCCAGUGGGUCGGGGUCCCCCGCCCCGGUGCGGCAGCCCAGUCAGAAAGCCCUCCUGGCCGACCCUGACCCCCUCUCGAGGCUGCCGUCCACACCACCUGAGGGGUCUCGGGUCACCGUGGUCAAGAUGCCAAGCCAGCGGGCACGCAGCUUCCCGCUGUCCAGGACCCAGUCCUGCGAGAUGCAGCCGUUCGACGAGAAGAUCAGCAAGCUCUACUCCAUCAGCAGCCAGGUGUCCUCCGCUGUCAUGAAGUCGCUGCUGUGCCUCCCGUCCUCCUUCUCCUGCGGCCAGACUGCCUGCCUCCCCAAGGAGGCGGCCUCUCCAACGUCACCGUCUGGGGAAGACCCGGCUGCCAGCAGCUCUGCCGAAACGCUGGCCUCGGACACGGGCUUCUCGCUCAACCUUUCGGAGCUGAGAGAAUACACGGAGGGUCUCAGCGAGCCCGCGGACGCCGACGACUUGGACCACUGUGCCCUUCAGUCGGGCCAGUCGGUCAUCUCCCUGCUGAGCUCCGAGGAGUUGAAGAAGCUCCUGGAGGAAGUGAAGGUUCUGGAUGAAGCAACGUUAAAGCAACUAGACAGCAUCCACGUCACCAUCCUGCACAAGGAGGAAGGGGCCGGCCUCGGGUUCAGCUUGGCGGGAGGAGCGGAUCUGGAAAACAAGGUGAUCACGGUCCACAAAGUGUUCCCGAACGGCCUGGCCGCCCAGGAAGGCACAAUUCAGAAGGGGAACGAGGUCCUGUCCAUCAACGGCAAGUCCCUCAAAGGCGCCACGCACAAUGACGCCCUGGCCAUCCUCCGCCAAGCCCGGGACCCUAGGCAGGCCGUCAUCGUCACCCGGAAGCCAACGCCGGAGGCCGUGCCCGAUCUGAGACACUCCACCGACUCCGUGGGCUCAGCCUCCGCGGCCAGCGACACUCCUGCAGAGUCCACGGAGGCCACGGUCUGCACGGUGACGCUGGAGAAGACCUCCAUGGGGCUGGGCUUCAGCCUGGAGGGCGGGAAGGGCUCCCUGCACGGGGACAAGCCUCUCACCGUUAACCGGAUUUUCAAAGGGGCGGCCUCAGAGCAGAGUGAGACGGUCCAGCCUGGAGACGAGAUCUUACACCUGGCCGGCACUGCCGUGCAGGGCCUCACGCGGUUUGAAGCCUGGAACGUCAUCAAGGCGUUGCCCGACGGGCCCGUCACGAUCGUCAUCAGGAGGAAAAGCCUUCAGUCCAAGGGGACCACAGCCGUUGGUGACUCCUAGGCGGAGCGCCGAGGCCAACAGCACGCGGCUCCUCACGGCCGCUCGUUCUCAGGGUCACUGCUAACCACGCCCGGUGGGGGACAGCACACGGGGGCCUCCUGGUGGCUGCUGCUCUGCUCUGGACCCUCUGGGACACCCCCUGUAAGAGGGUUGUCCCAAAGGUAAGGGCGGCGUCACACUGGGGCUGACACAACUACAGACUAUGUCUAGAGAGAGCGCGAUGCUCAUAUUAUGUAGAACUGUAAAUAAAGAGGAUUUAUUACCAUUUGAUCUGAAACCCGUGUCCCGCUUUGCAGAUUUUCCCAGGACUUUAACUGUGUGGCCGUCCACCACAAACAGUGACAUUUGUUUUUCUCAUGAAUGGGCAACAUGGGCAGAGCUCAGGGGGGCGGUGUGGACAGUUCAUCCUGCUCACUUGGUGUCAGCAGGAGCAACUCAAAGGUUCAAAGGUCGCGCAC
Molecule: messenger RNA, 5099 nt
Organism: Equus quagga
Lineage: Eukaryota; Metazoa; Chordata; Mammalia; Perissodactyla; Equidae
Gene: IL16
Product: interleukin 16
Exons: 19
Coding region: 526-4641 (1371 amino acids)
Biological process (GO): induction of positive chemotaxis; leukocyte chemotaxis
Molecular function (GO): CD4 receptor binding; cytokine activity
Source: RefSeq, a predicted model, not a curated record